Mytilinidion resinicola is the source of this 1578-nucleotide messenger RNA. Its product is annotated as putative cytochrome P450 oxidoreductase. The coding region runs from base 1 to 1578 and encodes 525 amino acids. The transcript is spliced from 7 exons. The record is from RefSeq and is a predicted model, not a curated record. Lineage: Eukaryota; Fungi; Ascomycota; Dothideomycetes; Mytilinidiales; Mytilinidiaceae. Gene Ontology annotation, molecular function: iron ion binding; monooxygenase activity; heme binding.
AUGACUCCAACCACUGUUUCCAUCAUCCUCGCGUUGCUCUCAUAUGGCAUCUAUCGUAUACUCCAAACUGGCAGGCGGGAUCCGCGCAUGCCCAAGGGGCCGCCGACACUUCCUAUCAUUGGGAAUCUGCACCAGAUUCCUAUGACCGGAUUCUACAAGCAACUUCGAGAAUGGGGCAAGGAAUACAAAGGCAUCUACUCUCUCAAAUUCGGCUCCACCAAUGUGAUAGUAUGCGCGGAUCGAAAGAGCGUCCACGACAUGGUCGAUAAGAAAGGGUUGAUGUAUGCGGAUCGGCCAUUCAGCCAUGUCGGACAUAUGAUUACGGGUGGUGAUCAUAUGGUGCUGUCUAGCAAUGACCCCCUUACCAGGGAAAAGCGUAAAGUCACGACGCACAAUCUUUCGCCAAGGAACAUCGACGAAAAGGUCGCUCCCAUUCAGGAGUCGGAAAUAACCCAGUUGAUGUUCGACUUCCUGGAGAAACCAGAAGACUUCUACAAACAUCUUCGUCGGGUAACGUCGUCGAUUGCUUGUACGCUGGUCUUCGGUCAGCGGGGUGCAACCUAUGAUUCGUUCUGGGGAUCUCUUAUACUUUCGCAGUUCGGAGAAUGUCUAGAGCCAGGCGCCAACCCACCAGUCGAUGAAUUCCCGAUCUUCAAAUAUUGGCCGGCCCGUCUGACCCCCUGGCCCAACUGGCAAACACGGGCACUGGGUUCUCGGGACUGCUUCGAUCGCAUAUGGGGUAAGGCUCGCGAGUUUGUCGAGGAGAGGAGACGGUCCGGCAUCAAGCGCGAUUGCGUCGCAGAUCAGCUAUUGGAUACGUACGAGGCCAAAGGCUUCCCGUUCAGCCAACAUGCCGUCAACAUGCUUCUUGGAGAGAUGGUGGAGGGUGGUGCGGAGACUACGAGUUCCAGUCUGUUGACAGUGGUGUUGGCGUUGGCGAUAAACCCCCAGUAUCAAGAGAAGGCUAGGAAGGAGAUCGACGCUGUUUGCGGGACAGAAAGAUCACCAACCUGGACUGAUUUCAAAGACUUGCCGUAUGUCAACUGCAUCGUCAAAGAAGGCAUGCGAUAUCGUCCUGUCAUUUCAAGUGGCCUUCCUCAUCGCAACAAUGCCGAAGACACAUACGAGGGCAUGCUCAUCCCUAAAGACUCCAUGAUCUUUGUCCCCGCCUGGGCCCUCCACCACAACGAGAACAACGGCUAUGACGAUCCUGACACCUUCAACCCCGACCGCUUCCUCAACCAUCCCAAGCUUGCAAACGACUAUGCCGGGUCUCCGGACUACAACAUGCGCGAUCACUACGGGUACGGGGCUGGACGCAGAAUGUGCCCAGGGAUCCACCUCGCGGAAAGGAAUCAGUUUAGGAUGGUGUCGAAGCUCUUAUGGGCGUUUGAGAUUAGAGAGCCUUUGAAUGAGAAGGGGGAGAGGGUGCCGCUAGAUCCCGAGGCGUAUGAGUCGGGGUUGCUGCAUGCACCGCUGCCGUUCAAGUGCGAUAUCAAGGUCAGGAGUCAGGCGCAUGUGGAUACGAUUCGGAGAGAGAUGGCGGAGGCUAGGAAGUUCUUUGCCAAGUGGGAGUGA